This is a messenger RNA of Mugil cephalus (flathead mullet), 5781 nucleotides long. RefSeq names its product gem (nuclear organelle) associated protein 5 (gene gemin5). The transcript is spliced from 28 exons. NCBI's taxonomy places the organism in Eukaryota, Metazoa, Chordata, Actinopteri, Mugiliformes, Mugilidae. Gene Ontology annotation, molecular function: protein binding. The record is from RefSeq and is a predicted model, not a curated record. The coding region runs from base 109 to 4473 and encodes 1454 amino acids.
CUAGUGUCGUAGCUACGACAGUUCGGGUAACAUGUGAGAAGUUUGAUUUUGAUUUCCCAGGCUUUAUUAGAGGAUUUUUUUUAAACUUUUGAGUGUGUCCCAGGCGUCAUGCGGGAAAGGUCUCUUCCCGCCUCUCCCAACUGGUACUGCUCGCGCUGCAGUGAUGUCAGCAGCGGCGGUUUGCUGGGAGUCGGAGCCAAAAACAUCAUCUACUUGAUUGACGUGUCUGCGUCCUCCUGCAGAGUUUCAGGAGAGCUCGUGGGCCAUAAGGACUUGGUGUCAGGCUUUUCGUUCUGUCAGCACGCAGGUCAGAGCCACAUCUGUGUCAGCUCCUCCACAGACGGCAGCAUCCGCUUCUGGGAUUCGGAUAAGAAAGCUCUAAUAAGGGAGCAUGCGGCUCAUCAGAGCCCCGUCUCAGCCGUGCACUGGUCCCCUGUGGAUAAAAACCUGGUGGUGUCGGGGGACGAGAAGGGAGUCGUGUUCUGUCACUGGUACCACACGGGGGACACGGCCAGCUUCUUCCCCGAACCCAGGACCAUCUUCUGCCUCUCGUGCUCCCCUCACACCUGGAACACUGUGGCUAUUGGGUACAAAGAUGGGAUGAUCGUGCUGAUCGACGUGAGUAAGAAAGGCGAGGUGAUGCACCGUCUCCGUGGACACGACGAUGAGAUCCACUCGCUGUCGUGGUCACCGCUGGCCAGCGAGGACGCCCUCUGCAACAGACUUGAGGAUGGCGAAGCGGCCAACGGCGUGUCUGCAGGAGAGGACAGGGGCGGCUAUCUGGCAUCUGGGAGCAAAGACCAGACUGUGAGGAUCUGGAGCACAGCGAAGGGAAAAGGUGUGAUGACUAUGAAGCUGCCGUACCUGAAGAAAAGAGGUUCUGCGGUCGACCCCGGGGUCAAAGAGCGGCUCUGGCUCUCAGUCCUCUGGCCGAAGGGAAGAGCGACCCAACUCGUGUCCAGCUGCUUCAGUGGCGAGCUGGUGUUGUGGGACCUGACCAAGGCAGGGAAGCAGAGGUGGACUCUCCUUGGCACGUCUUCAGAGGGUCAGAACCACAGCAGGAUCGUCUUCAACCUGAGCUCAGUUCAUCUGGAGGACGGCAGGGAGCUGCUAAUCAGCACCUCCAUGGACCGAGAGAUUAAGUGCUGGGACCUGGCCUCUCUGGACUGCUGCUGGACUCUUCCCACUCUCGGCGGGUUCGUCUACGCCCUCUCUUUCUCCCCUGUAGGUACAGGCUGUCUGGCGCUGGGCGUCGGCGACAACAUGAUCCGGGUGUGGAACACGCUGACCACUCAGAACCAGUACGACACCAGGUCCUUCUGGCAAAGCAUCAAGUCCAAGGUCACGGCGCUGGCCUGGCACCCGCAGAAAGAGGGAUCGCUAUCUUUCGGAACAGAUGAUGGUAAAGUCGGUAUCUACGACGUCUUCUCCAACAAGCCUCCUCAGAUAUCGAGCUCCUAUCACAGAAAAACGGUGUACACAUUGGCCUGGGGACCCCCAGUCCCCCCGAUGUCAUUUGGUGCGGCGGGAGGAAAGCCGUGCUACAGCCUGUACAGCUGCGCCGGCGAGGGCGUCGUCCUGCAGCACGACCCGUCAAAGCUGAGCGGAGAGGCGUCGGACAUCGACAGGCUCAUCAGGGACACCAACAACAUCAAGCACAAACUGUCUCCGCACACCGACAUCAGCUGGAAGCCAGAUGGGAAAGUGGUUGCCAUCGGCAACGAGGACGGGUGCAUUGACGUGUAUCAGGCUCCCAGUCUGAAGCUGCUGUGCAGCAUCCAGCAGCACCACAAGAUCAUCAACGCGUUACGGUGGCAUCACAGCCACGGCUCCGCACCGGAGCUGCACGGCCUCCUGGCGUCGGGCUCCAGCAACGCCAUCGUCUACGUGCACGACCUCCGCUCCGUCAUAGAGAAUCCUCCAGAAAGCCCCGUGGUGUUGACCGAGCCGUAUCGCAGGCUGUGUGGCCAUACAUCUAAAAUCACCGGGAUGAGCUGGAGCCCUCACCACAGCGCCCGGCUGGUCACCGUGUCAUACGACGGCACGGCGCAGGUGUGGGACGUGCUGGAGGAGGCGGCCGUCUCUAACUACCGAGGUCAUGUCGGUUAUUUGCUGUGUGUGGACUGGUCGCCCGUCGACCCAGACCUGAUCUGGACGGGCGGGAAGGACUUCACCGUGCAGGAGUGGAGCGUCUCCAAACAGGAGUUUACAAAGCCGCCCAAAGGGAAGAAGAUGACAGAGUGGAAGGACAAGACGAAGGCCAACGCCAAGCAGGUGAAGAAGAACAAGAAGGCGUCUGCGGCCGGCGGAGCCGCGGCGUGGGAGACGAACGGGGGAGGGGCAGCGACGGGGAGAGAGAAGAUGGUGACACAGCAGCCAUCCUGUGAGGAUGAGGACGAUGAAGUCGGCUCCACGAAUAGUCCUGCACCUUCACCAGCCACUUUUGAGGUGCAAAGAAAAUCAUCCGCUGCUGUAAAGAGCAAAGAUAAACCAGAUGGAAACUUGCUGAAGAAGAAGAAGCCUCGCUCCAUGCUGCCCCUCAGCACGUCCAUGGACCAUCGACCCAAAGAGGAGCUCCUGCAGGACUGUGUCACUCUGGCUUCUGUCAAACACAACAGUGCACAUCCUGCAGCCUGUGCCCCAGGAAAGGGAGAAUUCAUCCACCUGGGUCUGUUCGCUGACAGACAGGCUCUGCACCACAUGUUCGAGACAGAAGAGGAGGGUCACAUUGAGGCAGGACACUUCGACUCCGUCGUGUACCUGAGGCUGUGGAGUGGAGACCUGGAGGGGGCGCUGCAGCUCGCCACAGAGAAAGGAGAGCUCAACGAUCACCUGCUCUCCAUCGCUCCCAUGGCUGGGUUCAAGGUGUGGAGCCAGACGGUGGAGGCCUUCGUCAAGCAGCUCUGUCUGCAGGAGCAGUACCUGAAGGCGGCGUCUCACCUGCUGUCAAUCAACAAACUCUACGAGGCCGUCGACCUGCUGCGCUCUCACAAGCUCUACAGGGAGGCCAUAGCCCUGGUCAAAGCCAGGCUGCCAGCGGACGAACCCGUCCUGAAGGAGUUGUACACCAGCUGGGCUGCGGUGCUGGAGAAAGACGGACACUUCUCUGCAGCUGCUAAAUGUUACCUCGCUACAGGCGCCAGUUUUGACGCGGCCAAAGUCAUCUCCAGGAAGAACGACGUGCCGUCGCUGAGGGCCGCGGCCAGUCUGGCGAGAAUCUCUGGAGAGGCGGCUCUGGCUCAGUCGCUGGCGCUGAGGUGUGCUAAAGACCUGGCUGCCGACCAGGACUGGGUCGGAGCUCAGGAGGUCCUCAGCUCACAGGACAGUCUGCUGGUCCACGGGCUGCACCUCUGCGUGGCCGAGCUGCUGGCUGUGAUGCUGGCAGACUCUGGAGCUAUUCCUCCAGCGCCCUGCGUCUCGUCUCAUCCGUGGGCGUCGCCGGGGCAGCGCUGCGUCACCAUCCAGGACCGAGCCAGAGCCGUGUGGGAGGAGCAGUUCGGUGUUUCCCAAACGUCCACGGGGCAUCGCAGCGUCGGAGCUCUUCUUCAGGAGCUCAAGUCUGCAGAGAGUCCGACGCCCACCACCAACAUUCCCCUCAGACAGGUCCUGCUGUACUCGUCCCUCCAUCUGACCCGUGCUGUCCUGAGCUGGUUACAGGACGAUGACGGGGAACUGACCAAGCAGCUGGGACACGCCCUGGCCUGGCUGAGAGACACCAGACACCUGUCCCAGUCCGCAGAGCUCUGCAAGCUUCUGUUCCCCGACGGUGACGUCAGUGUUUGUUCCAGGAAGUAUCCCAAAACUAUUCAUCCCACAGAAGAAGAAGCCAAAGCCGCUGCGAGGAGUCUCUCUGCUUUCGUCCAUUACCACCGUAUGUACGAAUGCUGGUGGAGGAACUCGGCAGACGGUCGCAAGACCCAGAACGGACUUCCCCCCUCAGCGGCUUGUCCUGAAGACGAGGCAAAGGACGGGAUGGCAAACGGGGGACUGUCAGAGUCGGGGGAGAGCCUCCGACCAGCGGCCGAGAUGGUCGACACGCUGGACUUUGACGCGUCGCUCCUUCUGUCGGACUCUCACGCCGCUGUUCAAGCCACACAGAGGUGUGUGAAAGAGAUCCAGGAGCGUCUGUCUGCCAUGGUGCUGCAGCACAGCCGAACCCAGGGAGGGCAGCUCAACUCUGGGGAGGAACCAGAGGACAGUGCUGACGCUGGCGGCCAAUGUUCUGAGGACCAGGACUCUCUGAUGUCUUUGUCCGCCAAGAUGUCCAAGUAUCAGAAGGAGCUGGCCGACCUGCCCCAAGCAAUCAAGAUGUAUCCUCAUCCGGAUGUUGUGGAAUGUUGCCUGGUUCUGCUGCAUCUGGACGAGUCUUCGCCGUCCCUCUCCGCCUCCCUGCGACAAGAGGCCAGGGACCUGCUCGGAAAAUACGCAACAAGUCCCUCUGUCCUGAAAGCCUCGCGGCGAUUCCUCACCUGAUCGCUUUGCUCAGAAACCGAAAGAAGCACUUCACCUGUACAGCUGUUUGUUGAAUAAAAAAAAAAGAAAGAAAUCUUACAAAGCGAUGGGACGUCCUGAGUCGGUUUGAUUCUACGCUUUCGUGUGUCUGAAGGAGGUCGACCGGUUCCUGCCAACGCAGUGUCCCGGGACCGAGGAGGGACAGGUAACAGACGCUGGCAGCCAAAUCUCCUUCAGUGACUAAAAUAAAGAGGCUGUGGUGACGGAAUACUUGGAAAAAUAUGAUUGAUAGAACGGUUGAUGUCUGAACGGUUGACAUUAGGUUCCUUUGUGGACCAAUAGACACUAGAGGCAGCUAACUGGACAUUUAACAUUUAAAGUCCUGAUGGGCGUAUUUUUGCCUUUUACAGUGGAAAUGGAGCAUGUUUAUAUUGAGGGGGGAAAAACAUCUUGGCUAAGAUUUUGUAUUAAAAAAUAGUUUCUUUUUGUUAAUUCUAACCAGUCAGCAUUUUCACACUAAUGCUAGCUUCAGCUGGAUUCAUCUGACUGUUCAUUUACCAAACCACAAUGUGAGAUUAUUCCGCUUCAAUCUGUUUGGGUUCUCAAAUCUUGGUCUGUCAUAGCACAUAAUGAUAAUAAAAAAAGAUCUAGCAUUGUAACUGUGUCUUAAAAAUGAGUCAAAAUGCAUAAAUUUGUACCCCUUUGUGGUUAUAAACCUAACAAAAAAAAAAGUCAAAAUCUUAAGGUGUCCUUUUUGAGUUUGUCCACUUCAUUUCAGAAGAGUUCCUGUACACUUUACUCAAGCUUUCUGUCUGUGAAUGGAGGCCUUGUAAGGAAAAGAUGAAAUACUAAAUGUUACAUCGAAAAUACAAAACAAUUUAAUAUACAGCUGUUUAAAACAAUGUAGAAUGUAAAAACAAUAGUAAGCACGACAUGUGUACGUCUGAUUGUGGUGGGGGUGAAUGUACAGAAUGACAGUAGUUUUCCCAUUAGCACACAUGCAAAACCAAGCGCUGUUACACACCGACGGCUUGAAGGUUCUGGAAGUGGAAAAAGGGCUAAAACAUUUUUAUUUUCAUCAAAAUUAUACACUUUAAUUUACAGGCCCUUCCAGCUUUAACUUAAAAAAGAAAAAGAAAUCCCUGCAAGAAGACAUGAGUCCUGCUGAUGAGAAGUCUGAACUGAAGUUUGGUCUAAAAUCACAGUGUGAUACAGGAGCUGGUCCCAAGCUGUAACCAAAGGUGCCACGAAUGCUGGACAAGGAGAGAUUUCUUUUUAAAAGGGUAAUGGAUAUAUGUGACCAUAUAUUCAGUAAAAAGCAACUAAAAA